This is a messenger RNA of Scheffersomyces coipomensis, 321 nucleotides long. RefSeq names its product Rbr1p (gene RBR1). The coding region runs from base 1 to 321 and encodes 106 amino acids. The transcript has a single exon. The record is from RefSeq and is a predicted model, not a curated record. NCBI's taxonomy places the organism in Eukaryota, Fungi, Ascomycota, Pichiomycetes, Serinales, Debaryomycetaceae.
AUGAAAUUCACCACCACUGCUAUUACUAUCUUAUUCACACUUAAUGUUGCCUUUGCUGCUUCAAGUUCAUCUUCAGCACAUGUUGCAUCCGCUUCAAGUGUCGUAAAAAGUUCUUCUGCUGCUAGUGCUGCAAAAGUUUCAUCAAGUGCAUCUGCUGCUGCUAAAACUUCAACUCCCGCCUCUUCAGCUGCUAAGAGUUCAGCACCCGCUUCUUCGGCUGCUAAAUCUUCUUCUAGUUCUAAGGCUGAAGCUGUUGGAUAUGGUGAAGGAGGUGUUGCUGCUGGUGCUUUAGCCGCUUUAGCUGGUAUGAUUUUGUUAUAG